This is a messenger RNA of Kwoniella botswanensis, 1932 nucleotides long. RefSeq lists its product as uncharacterized. NCBI's taxonomy places the organism in Eukaryota, Fungi, Basidiomycota, Tremellomycetes, Tremellales, Cryptococcaceae. The record is from RefSeq and is a predicted model, not a curated record. Gene Ontology annotation, biological process: regulation of DNA-templated transcription. The transcript is spliced from 4 exons. Bases 1 to 1932 code for a protein of 643 amino acids. Gene Ontology annotation, molecular function: zinc ion binding; DNA-binding transcription factor activity, RNA polymerase II-specific.
AUGGAUGAUCAAUCACUCCAGACAGCACAGCAGCAGGCCGAUAACGAUGCUUUGGCAUCAGCAGUCGCAGCCGCCUCAGCCCAUCUGGGAUCAUUGGAUGAUGGAGGAGUAGGAGUGGGGGUGGUUUCAUUGGAUGAUCAACAUCAACCCCAUCAACAUCAUUUCCAUCAUGCAUUACAGCAACCCGACUUCUCACAGCAUCAUCAUCAUGUCAAAGAAGAUCCUCAUCAUCAACACCAUCACGGCGAUCCCGCCAACGACCUCAACGUGGAUGUCGACGUACAUGGGUUAGAGAUACCCGUCGCGGUAGAUGAUGGCUCGCACAUGCAUCAUCACGAUCACAAUAUGGGGAUGGAAGGUGAACCUGAAUUAGAUCUGGGAUUGGGCAAUAUAGGUACACCCAAUGAGUUUGAUCCUAGGGAGAAUGAUCUGAGCGAUUUCGAUAAUCAGAGAUCAAAUUCUUUUGGUAGACCACCCAGUAUAAGGAAAGCUUGUGAUCUGUGUCAUGCUGCCAAACAAAAAUGCUCCGGUGACAGACCAUCAUGCACUCGAUGCGCUGCAGGCGGGUGGAACUGCAACUAUGCACCACGACAACGUCGACGGACUGUACCCAAAGACCAGAAGAAUUCACAUCACAACCUCGACCCAAUGCAGCAACACGGUAUGAGUCAUAGUGCACCUAGUCAUGGAGGGAAGAAGAGAAAGCUGGGAGCGAGAGAAAGCCUCAGUACAUUCGGAUCAGAAGCGAUGGACAUGAAGAUGGCCAUGGGUAUGGCAAUGGAUAUGGGAUUGACAGGUGAAGAAGAGGGUGAGGAGAUGCAGACUAUGUCGGAUGAUCAGAUGCUCGAAUCCAUUGCUAUCGAUGGAUAUCUUGCCGAUCUCCCCCUAGCAAGUUUCGUACAUAAUUUACCAUUUACUGCACCUCCACCACCCGAACCCCAAGUCCACUACAACAACGAUGAUUUCCCUUCUGCCGGAGACAACACGUUCCCCAACUCAGAUAUGGAUCAACAUACCACCUCAGCUCUUCGUGAUGCCAUCUUCUCUCUGAACGAGAACAAUGGUGGUGGACACGGUGAAGGAGCGGUAGAAGGUGAACAUGGUGGAGAUGGACAGGGAGAUCAACACGAGAUGGAUCCUCAUCUUGCGUUAUUGAACUUGACGCAUAUGCAAGAUGAUGGAGAUAACAAUGACCCGAACAAUACCCACAACGAUUCAACGGGAUUACAAAUACCUGAUUAUUCAACUCCAGUCCAUUCGGGAUGCAAUCAUCGACAACUCGUUCCUCAUAUUCUAUCUCUUCUCACUCAACAUACCCUCGAUCCUAAACCUGGUUCCAACACUCCUCUGACAUUAGGUGUAUUUGCUCCUUUGGCAAGAUCAUUAAGAUUAUUUCAUUCGUUGCAUGUAUGUCCUUCAUGUUCAUCAUCACCUCAACAGACCCUACCUCAAUUAGCCCUUUUAUCACGAACGACCACCAUCCUCACUUUCCCUUAUCCACCUAUCAUCUCGUCGACCGUUGGAUCAUCCGCGCAAAUCACCAUUCAUGGAGCGAGAUUAUCCGGUACGGGCUUAUCAGAAGCUAUCGAACAACAUAUCGUAGGGGUUGUAUGGGACUCGUGGAGAGCAAGUAUAAGAGAGAUAUUUGCAGUGUUAGAUAAGAAAGCUCAAGAUAUAAUCAGACCUACAACUUCCUUGGGUGGUACCAAUAAUAACAACAAUGGUACAGAGAAUGGAAACGGUGAUGGAAAGGAUGGAUCGAAUUCGAAUGGAAAUGGUACACCACCCCAACCUGGUACUCCUUCACAAUCGCAGAACCAACCUGCCCAGCCGCCUCAACCGGUUGUUAGUAGUCUGGAAAAACAACGAGCGGGAUUGAUAUUCCAGGCAGUAUCGAGGUUGAGCAAUGCGAUGGAUGAGGUGGAUCCAUAG